AUGAAUCCAGUGACAGACGUGGUUGCCAUGUUGUUGGAAACGCCGUUUCCACAUUGGAAGCCUGAUAGUAAAAAGGAUUUACUAAAAGUCGGUAAACCAAUUCCGAUUUUGUCAGUGUUAGUUCCUGACAAAAAACAAACUAAGGUAUUCUGUAGAUCAUUUAAUCCAAAUUUAUAUCAACAACACUCUUGGUUAUGUGGUAGUCAUUAUAUGCAAAAAUUAUUUUGUUGGCCGUGUUUGUUAAUAGGUAAAAAUAAGUCUGUUUGGAAUACUGUUGGGUAUUGUGAUUUAAAAAAUGUAUCCAGGACGAUACAAAUACAUAAAUCAUCAAAAGAUCAUAUUCAGAAUCAUUUAGGAUUAAAAAGUCUAGAAAAAGAUAUUUUUAAUAUAGUAGAUAUUGUUAAUGAGCAUGAUUAUUUGUUUAAAAAAAAUUAUAAUGAAAACGUGAGAUUGAAUCGUUUAUUUAUGGAGCAUUUAAUCGAUUUGGUUUUAUUUUUGGGAAACCAAGAGUUAGCAUUUUGUGAUCAUGAUAAUAGCAAUGAUUCAUUAAAUAAAGGGAAUUUUAGAGAGUUGUUUGAUAUGCAUAUUAAUAGGUGUUCUCAUGAAGUACAAUAUCAUUACAAGAAUGAUACUACAGAUAUUAAUCAAGAAAUACAAUGUUCAGUUAUAAUUAGAUAUGUUACAGAUAAAUCUCAAUUAGUUGAACGUUUCAUGGGUUUUCAUGUUAGUGAAGACCGUACGGCUCAAGGUUUAUUAAAUUUGGUCAAUUCUGUUUUACAUGAGUUUGAUUUAAAAAAUAAAUUAAUUGCCCAAUGCUAUGAUGGGUCAUGUGUAAUGCCUGAGCAAUUAAUAGAUUUACAGGCUAUAAUCAAAGAAAUCGCACCUAAUGCUUUAUUUACCCACUGCCUACCUCAUAAAUUAAAUUUAGUAUUGCAACAUGGUUGUAGUAUUAAUACUAAAUGUCGUAUAUUUUUUGCUAAUCUAACUGGUAUCGCUGCUUAUUUUCACAAUUCCACCUCACAUACUAAUGUUGUAGUUAAUAUUUUAGGUAAACGAAAUCCUCAAUUCAUUCAAACUAGAUGGUUCUCACGGUCAAACAUUUUACAUUCAAUAGUUAAUGAUUGGCUUGGGUUUAUAAAUGUUUUUGAUUUUAUUAGCAAUGAUCCAAAAUCGUCGCCUGAAUCUAUUUGUGGUGCUAUAGGUCAUUUAAAAAAUUUAAAAUCUUUUGACUUUGCUUUUUUAGCGAAUGGACCUACCACUUAUAAAAAAUUGAGAAAUGAAUCAUUGAAACAACAUGUUGAUUAUUUGAAACAAUUAUUAGUCAUAAGCUCGGUACGAUAUAGUGAAAAAAAUAAUAAGGUGAUGAAUAUGAAUAGUCUUCCUGAAAAAUCAACUGAUCUCUCAGAAAAAAGUUUAAGAAGAUUGGAUUGA
Messenger RNA from Rhopalosiphum padi (bird cherry-oat aphid), 1431 nucleotides. RefSeq lists its product as uncharacterized. Lineage: Eukaryota; Metazoa; Arthropoda; Insecta; Hemiptera; Aphididae. The transcript has 4 exons. The coding region runs from base 1 to 1431 and encodes 476 amino acids. The record is from RefSeq and is a predicted model, not a curated record.